GUAACCACGCUAGCAUUGAGAAAAGCUCUGUUGGCAACUUUGUAGCGGACUGCUUCAAACCAUGGACUGAAUUAUCAAAAGAGGCAGCACAACGUUCACUGGCAAACGGUAAAUAAAGUUCAUAACAUUGACCUGAACGAUGCCCCAUGGUUUGGGGGAUGCUCGAAAGAAGUUUGUUCUGACCACAGCUGGAAAUUUCUAUGGUGUAAAGCCUUCAUCAUCCCUGGCUGACAACCAAGAGCUGAACAACUUCUUGGAUGAUGAAAAUGAAUUUAUCUUGUCCUUUACCAGACAUGAUAAUGACCUUCACCUGUCUAAUAAGAUUGAAACUUCUGGGGACUGCCAAGAGAAGGUGUUGGUGUUCUUCAAACUGCAUCCCACCGUGAUCACAGAGGACAACCUCGAUGGGAGCCUCUUGGUGUCAUCCAUGUUGGAAUCUCCCAUCAAUACCCUCUACCAGGCUGUAAAGCAGGUUUUUGCACCCGUACUGCUCCAGGAUGAACGCUGGCGUUCAGCUUUUGACCCUAAGCUUGCAAGUCUGCUUAAUGAGCUGGAAGAGGGCCUGGGCUGUGUGGUUCGCCAGUCUGGAGCUAAACCUUUCGCCAAGAAGGGCCGCACAGAAGAUGAUGUCCUGGGAAUCCUGACCCCAAAUGAUGAGUUCCAGUUUUGGGCAGAUCUCUCUGAGUCUGCAGAGAGGAGCAGUGUGAGAGACAGGGCAACGUAUUUCACUGAGCAGUUCAAACCCAUACAAAAGGAGUAUGUUGGUCUUGAUGGGUUGUCCAUGUCAGACGUUGUGGAUCUGGUGGAACAGAGCAAAGAUGCUCUGGAUGAUGUUUGGAAGCAGACAGACGUCCAGCCCUAUCCAGAGACACGAAUGGUCCGGCUCAUGGAUGUUAUGGGUGGAGCUUUGGGAAGGUAUGUCCAGAGGAAGAUGAGUGGUCUUAAGUUUUUUGAAGAGCCAUUUGUGCUGAUGAGAGAGAACCUGAGAGCAGGUGUCUCCAUCUGUGAGCAGUGGGUGGCAGCCUGCGAGCAUUUGACUGGACAGGUGUGGAAAAGACAUGCUCCACACCCUUGGGAGGGAAAUAAACAUUGCCCACAAACCCUUCACUGCCUUGCAAAACGACUGAAUGAGGUGGUGACUAUCCGCCUGGUUCAUGAGAAACUGCUCUGUUUGCUGCCAGGAGGAAAGCAGCAGGUUCUGACUGCAGAUCGUGUGUUUGAACCUUUUUCUGGACUCAAUCCUGUACAUUACAAUCCCUAUACUGAGCCUCUUUGGAGAGCAGCAGUGAUUCAGUUCGAGCGAGUCAUAGCUCCAUCAGAGCAGGAGGUGGCUGGCAGACUAAAGAGCUACAUUAGUGAUGUGCAGGACAACCCCCAACAGCUACUGCAGCUUUUUCAGAAACAUAAGGAGUUGAUCAGACGCCCAACAAUCAGCAAAGAGCUCCAGUCUGAAAGAGAGAAGCUUCUGGCCAAGCUCUUAGACUACAACAAGGGACUGAAGAAUGACUUUGAGAGCCGUUGCCAUGGAGACCCCGGAGACAAGACUGGCCCGCUUACUGGCAGGAACCUGCCUGAGGUCAUCAACAAAAUUGUUUGGGUGCGACAUAUCUUACACAGGGUGGAAGACUCUGUCCGCAUAGCAGAGGCUCUGCUUUCAGACCUAUCUGGUUUCAAGGGGUUCCUGCGUUUCUGUGAUGAUCUCCUGGAAAUCUUGAGGGCGUAUGAACAGGAACAGUUUGAGGACUGGUCCAGAGAUAUACUUUCAGGAUUGGCUGACCCAAAAUCAGGGAUCAGUCUUCAAGCCAGUAACCGGGUCAUGGAACUGGACCAUGUGGAUGGCCACCUCAAGAUCCAUUACUCAGACAGGUUGGUCAGUCUGCUCAAGGAGGUCAGGCAGCUUUCAGCUCUGGGUUUUCCUAUUCCAGCCAAGAUACAACAGGCAGCUAAUACAGCAGACAAGUUCUACAGGCAAGCCAUUAUCCUAAAACAGGUGGCCCAUUUCUACAACACUAUUGACCAACAAAUGAUUCCCUCUCAGAGGCCAAUGAUGCUCAGUCUUGCGUUGGCCUUUGAGCAGGUCAUCAAGAAUCAUCAUUCCCAGUCAAAGGAAUCAGGUAGCAAACUCCAGAUUACCUGGGAUAAUCCCAAAGAGUUGAAGGUUUACAUCACCAAGCUGCAGUCCGCUGCAGAGAAGCUUUCCUUCGAGAACAGAAAGCUACGAAAAUGGCACACGGAUUUCAUCGACAAGGUGGUGACGCUGAUGAAUGUGGACCUAUUAAGACAUCAGCAGCGAUGGAAAGAUGGCCUCCAGGAACUCCGCACUGGCUUCGCCACUCUAGAGGCUCAGGGCUUCAGGCAUGAUGACAUGCGGGCUUGGCGUCAGCACUGGAACCAUCAGCUUUACAAGGCUCUUGAACACCAGUAUCAGACUGGACUGGAAGCGCUGAAUAAAAACUUGCCUGAUAUACACAUUGACGUCGUUUUCAAGCAGGGACGUUUACAGUUUCGUCCGCCAUUCGAGGAAGUUCGAGCUCGAUAUUUCAGGGAGAUGAAGCGUUUCAUCUCGAUACCAAACCAGUUCAAAGGUGUCAGCAUCCAGGGGGAGGAGCUAAUCUUCAACAUAAUGAUAGACAGAAACGCCUCCGGGUUCCUCACCAUUUUCAGCAAAGCUGAGGUCCUCUUCAGCCGCCUGCUGACUAUACAACAUAAGUUCAAGGAGUGGGUUGUGCUCGGCCAGGUAGAUUUAGAGAAGUUGGUGGAGAAGCAUCUCACUUCUGUGCAGGACUGGGAGAGAAAUUUCAAGGCCCUAAAAGCUAGAGGGAAAGAGUCAGAACGCCUCCCCAGUCAGGAGAAGGUAGACUGCAUUACAGUCAACUGUGAGCCUGUAAAAACCUCCAUUGAUGACCUGAUCCAGAGAUUGUUUGACUUGCUGCUCUUAUCACUUAAGAAAUCAAUACAAGGCCACACACAAGCCAUCGAAAGCUUUGUUUCCGAAUCAAUGGAAGCUCUGGCCAUGCGACCAGAAAGCAUGGAGGAGAUUGGUGCAGCUACUGGCAAAUAUAGCCAGAUUGUCGCUCGCAAGCCUGAAAUAUUGCCCCAGUUCCAGUUUGCUGAGGAGAAAAACCGUCUUCUGCGUUCUGUGGCUGGGACAGGUCUGGACUCAUUAUCCUCUCUGAGGGCCAAGUGGGACAAACUAGAACUUGUCAUGGAGAGCCAUCAGCUCAUGAUGAAAGACCAGGUAGAGGUGAUGCGAAAUCAUGCAGCUGGUCGUAUCAGUGCCUACAAAGCAGAUUUGGAGCGCUUCAAAGCACGCUGGGACCAACUAAAACCUAAAGAUGAGAUGCUUGAGACUGGUGAUCAUGCUGUCCUGCUUGCUUGCCUUCAGAUCAUUAGGGAUAAACAGCAGGAAUUCCAGGAAAUGGAGCUUGUACGCAAUAAACUGCUUGAAGACUGUACAUAUUUUAAUCUGGAGCCUCCAGAUUUCUCUCUGGCAGAAGACACAAAAAGAGACAUGGUUGAGCACAGCCAGAUGUGGGGUCUGUAUGAGGAGUGGCAGCAAGGCUUCACAGAAAAGGCCCGGGAGGACUGGAUCACAUUCAGGAGUAAAACGUAUGUGUUUGAGGAGUUUCUCUUUACGUGGCAAGACCGACUGAGAAAACUAGAAAAGCCAACAGCCAUGUCUGUUAAACUCCAAGGAGAAGUGGACAAAUACAAGAACAUGGUACCUGUGCUGAAGUAUGUUCGUGGGGAGCACCUUUCACAGGACCAUUGGUUGGACAUGUUUCGUUUGCUGGGUCUCCCACGAGGGACCACCUUAGAGAGACUUACCUUUAAUGACCUCCUUGGAGCGGCAAACACCAUCAUAGAGAAAGCGUUGGAGCUCAAGGAUCUGAACAGUCGGGCUCAGGCAGAGGUGUCAAUCAGAGAAGCCCUGAGGGAGCUGGAUUUGUGGGGCGCUGCAGCCAUUUUCACUCUCACUGAGUACACAGACAGUAGUGGGCGCAUGCUAAGUCUCAUCAAGGACUGGAAGGAUAUAGUCAACCAGGUGGGAGAUAACCGCUGUCUGCUGCAGUCUCUGAAAGACUCGGCCUACUACCGCAGCUUCCAGGACAAGGUCACCCUGUGGGAGGUUCGCCUGUCAGACUUAGAUGAGUAUCUGAUCAGUCUUAAUGCCAUUCAGAGGCGCUGGGUUUACCUGGAGCCUAUCUUUGGAAGAGGAGCAUUGCCUCGAGAGGAGGCCCGCUUUAAACGGGUGGAUGAAGACUUCAGGUCUAUAAUGUCAGAUAUCCAGAGAGACAACAGAGUUGUUUCUCUGAGCUCACGGGCUGGCAUCAGAAACUCCCUGGUCACCUUAUUGGAUCAGCUGCAGCGCUGCCAAAAGUCACUGAAUGAGUUCUUGGAGGAGAAGCGUUCUGCUUUCCCUCGUUUCUACUUCAUUGGCGAUGAUGAUCUUCUAGAAAUUCUCGGACAGGCGACCAACCCGAGUGUCAUCCAGUCCCAUCUGAAAAAACUUUUUGCAGGCAUCCACAGCGUUGUGUUUGACGAACCAUGCCAGAACAUUGUCGCUAUGUGUUCUUUGGAGGGAGAAGUAGUACAGCUAAGAAACGUCGUGCACAUCUCCAGCCUAGUUGAAGUUUGGUUAAGUGAGCUGUCCGUGGAAAUGAAAGAAACUCUGAAACAUCUGCUGAAUGAAUGUCUGUCUGUGGGGAGGAAAGGGGAGGUGGAUCCCUCGCGCUUCCCUUCGCAGAUUCUCUGCCUGGCUGAGCAAAUCCAGUUUACUGAAGAUGCAGAAAGAGCCAUAAAAGUGCACACUUUGCAUCAGCUGGACCUGGAGCUUAAUAGCAAAUUGGAGCACUACACCACAGUGGAAACCAGCUCAGAUGAUCAUCCUAACACAGAGUCCAGUAUUCUGCAGCUGAAGCUAAAAGCUUUGAUCUUAGAUAUCAUUCACAACAUCAGCGUGGUGAAGCAGCUUAACCAGGCAGGCGUCACCAGUACUGAUGACUGGGCCUGGAAGAAACAGCUCCGCUUCUACAUGGGAACAGACAAAAGCUGCCACAUACACAUGGUGGACGCACAGUUCAGCUAUACCUAUGAGUACCAGGGGAAUGCUGCUAAGUUGGUGCACACUCCGCUGACUGACAAGUGCUACCUGACUCUAACCCAGGCCAUGAAGAUGGGGCUUGGUGGGAACCCCUAUGGGCCCGCUGGCACGGGCAAGACUGAAUCCGUCAAAGCUCUGGGGGGUCUUUUCGGACGCCAGGUGUUGGUGUUCAACUGUGAUGAGGGUAUAGAUGUGAAGUCAAUGGGAAGGAUAUUUGUUGGGUUGGUAAAGUGUGGAGCGUGGGGCUGCUUUGAUGAGUUCAACCGUUUAGAGGAAGCGGUGCUAUCUGCAGUAUCCAUGCAGAUUCAGGCCAUUCAAGACUCCUUGAAACAUCACAAGAAAACCUGUGAGCUGCUGGGGAAGGAGGUGGAAUUGGACCCAAACUCUGGGGUUUUCAUCACUUUAAACCCUGCGGGUAAAGGCUAUGGGGGCAGGCAGAAACUUCCAGACAACCUGAAGCAACUGUUUAGGCCUGUGGCCAUGAGCCGACCAGACAAUGAGCUCAUUGCUGAAGUCAUCCUCUACUCAGAGGGCUUCAAAAAUGGAGAAGUACUUGGACGUAAGCUGGUCGCAAUCUUUAACCUGGCCAGGGAGCUGUUGACCCCCCAGCAGCACUAUGACUGGGGUUUGCGAGCUCUGAAGACCGUGCUUAAAGCUUGUGGCAGUCUCCAACAGCAACAGAGGAGAGCUCAUGACAAGGAGAAGAUUCAGGAGGGUAGUCUGGUGGUGCAGGCGUUGAGAUUAAACACCAUGUCCAAGCUGACAUUCGCAGACACCUCUCGGUUUGACGCCCUGGUCAGAGAUGUCUUCUCUGGGGUUAAUUUCACCGAUGUGGGAGACCGGAUCCUGAUGGAUGCAUUAAACGAAGUCUACAAGGAGGCACAGCUGGAACUCAUACCCAGCCAGCUGAAGAAAGCGAUGGAGCUGAAUGAGCAGCUGAGACAACGUAUGGGUGUAGUGAUUGUGGGGCCAAGCGGAGCAGGCAAGUCUACACUCUGGAGGAUGCUAAGAGCUGCUCUCAACAAGACUGGCAAAGUGGUGAAACAGUACACAAUGAAUCCUAAAGCCAUGCCAAGACAGCAGCUUUUGGGACAUAUAGACAUGGACACCAGAGAAUGGGCUGAUGGCGUUCUCACCCACAGUGCCAGGACUGUGGUCAGAGAACCACAAGAUGUGAACUCCUGGAUAGUGUGUGAUGGAGACAUUGACCCAGAGUGGGUUGAAAGUCUAAACUCUGUCCUUGAUGAUAAUCGUUUGUUAACCAUGCCCAGUGGAGAUCGUAUCCAGUUUGGGCCCAACGUUAACUUCCUGUUUGAGACGCACGACCUGAGCUGCGCCUCUCCAGCAACCAUAUCCCGCAUGGGCAUGAUUUUUCUCAGUGAUGAGGACAUUGAUGUUGGGGCUUUGGUGAAGUCGUGGUUGAGGGGUCAGCCAGAGGAAUGUCGCAAUAACCUUGAAAACUGGCUGGGGGACUAUUUCCAAAAAGCUCUGGACUGGGUUCUGAAGCAGAAUGACUUUGUGGUGGAAACUAGUCUGGUGGGGACAGUAUUGAAUUCUUUAUCCCAUCUCAAUGCUGUGUCUGAGAGGGGAGAGUUUAUUGUUGGUCUUCUAAGGGGCAUCGGAGGAAACCUCAAUCUCAAAACACGACACGAGCUUGCUAAAGAGUUGCUGAGCUGGGCACGGGAAAGUCCACCAGAUGCCAGGAAACCACUUGAUACCUUCUAUGAUUCCAGCAGUGGCCAUCUAGCUGCUUAUACAUUUCAUCGUCCUGCGGAUCUUACUUUGGAGCAGUUUUUUCACACGCAUGUAUUACCUGUAGUAGAGACUCCUGGCAUGCAGAGAGGUCUGCACGGUUUCUCCCCAUGGCUUGCAGCUCGCCACAGGCAGCCCUUCAUGGUGGUUGGUCCUGAGGGCUGCGGAAAGGGCAUGCUCCUUCGCUACGCCUUUGCAUUGCUGCGUUCCACACAAGUUGCCGUGGUUCACUGCAGUGCCCAGACCUCCUCUCGUCACGUCCUCCAGAAGCUCAGCCAGACAUGUCUGUUGCUUAGCUCAAACACUGGUCGGGUGUUCAGACCUAAGGACUGUGAGAAUUUAGUCCUUUACCUAAAGGACAUCAACCUGCCCAAACCAGACAAAUGGGGGACCAGUAACCUCAUAGCCUUUCUGCAACAGGUUUUGACGUAUAAGGGGUUUUAUGAUGAAAAUCUGGAGUGGGUGAGCCUUGAGAACAUUCAGGUGGUGGCCUCCAUGUCAACAGGAGGUGCGGUCGGCACCCAUUCACUUACCUCCCGUUUCUCCUCAAUAGUUCGCAUCUGCACCAUAGACUAUCCAGACAGAGAGCAGCUGCAGACCAUCUACUCAGCUUACCUUCAACCGGUUCUCCAUCAUAGCCUGGGGGACCAAGCUUCCUGGGCCAGCGCAGGAAAAACACACCAGCUGGCAGGAUCUCUUGUACAAGUCUAUGAACAGGUCAAAGUAAGGUUUACAGUGGAUGACCACAGUCACUACCUGUUUACACCUUGUGUCCUCACAGAGUGGGUUCUCAGCUUACUGCGAUAUGACCUUACAGCAGCUCAAUCUAAUUUAACAGACAGCGUCUUGGAAGUGGUCGCUUAUGAGGCCAGGAGGCUGUUCAGAGACCGACUGGUUUCUUCUAAAGACAUUCACAACUUCGACAACAUCCUCUCCUCCAUCAUUCGGGGAGACUGGGGCUCUGACGCUCUGGACAACAUGAUUGAUGGUUUCUAUGUGACAUGGGGAGCUUCUGAAGGGGCUGUCGUGGCUCCAGGUCAGCCUCUGCCUCCUCAUGGAAAACAGCUUGGUCGUCUGGAUUCUGCUGAUUUGAAACAGGUUAUACAGAAGGGAGUUGCACUGUACAGUCGUGACAACAAAGAACUUGACCUUUUGCUGUUCUGGGAAGUGUGUGACUUUGUGUCCAGAGUGGAUCGGGUCCUGAGCCGACCCGGUGGCUCUCUGCUUCUGGCAGGACGGAGCGGAGCGGGUCGGCACACAGCCACGUGCCUGGUGUCACACAUGCAUGGAUACACAUUGUUCACGCCUAAAAUCUCUCGUGGAUACACCCUUAAACAUUUCAGCAGUGACCUUAAGAUGGUGAUGCAGCUGGCAGGUCUGGAAGGUCAGCAGGUGGUUUUGCUGUUGGAAGAUUAUCAGUUUGUCCACCCAUCUUUCUUAGAGAUGGUUAACAGCCUGCUGUCCUCAGGUGAAGUUCCAGGUCUGUAUACCGCAGAGGAACUGGAGCCUUUACUUUCCUCGCUUAAAGACGCAGCAUCCCAGGAUGGAUUCACCAGACCACUCUAUGACUACUUUUCCUACAGAAUUCAGCAGAACCUCCACAUUAUCCUGAUCAUGGACUGUUCUAACUCUAACUUCACCAUCAACUGUGAAAGCAACCCAGCUUUCUACCGGAAGUGUUCUGUCCAGUGGAUGGAAGGAUGGUCAGAGAGCAGCAUGAAGAAGAUUCCUGAACUUCUGCUGGCAAAAACAGAACAAGCAAAAGAGGAGAAUGAAAAAGAAAAGGCGACCAAUAGGAAAAGCUCAGCAGGGUCAGAACCAGGAGAGCUGGGUCGUUUGUUCCUAAUGGUCCAUGAAUCAUGUAAAGAAAAUGGUGCGACGCCAAGCCAGUACAUGGCCUUCUUGCACCUGUACACAACGUUACACAGUCGGAAGCAAAACCAGCUUACAACAAGACAGCAGCAUCUUCUGGCAGGCGUGUCCAAGUUGAACGAGGCCAAAGCAUUGGUUGAUGAUUUAAAGAGGCGGGCUGCCGAGCAGAGUGCACUGCUGAUAACCAAACAACAGGAGGCAGAUGCUGCCCUGCAGGAAAUCACCUCCUCCAUGCAGAAUGCUAGUGACCAGAAGACAGAAAUGGAAAAGAUCAAAGAGAAAAUGGCUCAAGAGGUGUCCAAGAUUGGAGAGAGAAAAGCAAAAAUAGACGACGAGUUAAAGGAAGUUCAACCUUUGGUAGAUGAAGCAAAGCGUGCAGUUGGAAACAUCAAGCCUGAAGCUCUGUCUGAGAUCCGCUCUCUCCGCAUGCCCCCUGAUGUCAUCAGAGACAUCCUUGAGGGGGUACUGAGACUUAUGGGCGUCUUUGACACCACCUGGGUCAGCAUGAAAAGCUUUCUGGCUAAGCGUGGUGUGAGGGAGGAAAUAGCUACGUUUGACGCUCGAAACAUCACCCCAGAGAUCCGUCAGAGUGUGGAAGAGCUCCUCAACAGGAACAAGGCUUCUUUCGACCCUAAGAAUGCAAAGCGUGCAAGCGCAGCAGCUGCUCCCCUGGCUGCCUGGGUCAAAGCAAACGUCCAGUACUCCUUUGUCCUGGAGAGAAUCGGGCCGCUAGAAAGAGAGCAAGCUGGACUUCUGGAAAACCUUAAAAAAACAGAAGGUAGGAAGAAUAAGCUGGAAGACCAGCUCAACAAUGUUGGAGCCAAAGUCAACAAGUUGAAAGAGAAGUUUCAGCGUCACACUGCCGAGGCUGCAAAGCUGGAGGCUGAGGUGACUAAAGCUCAGGACACGAUCACUGCAGCCCAGCAGCUCAUAUCGCAGCUGGACAGAGAACACACACGUUGGAAUGCACAGAUGUCUGAGAUACAGAGUGAGUUGGACACGCUUCCUCUCAGGGCUCUACUUGCUGCAGCCUUCAUCACCUACCUGACUGCUGCUUCUGAAGACCGAAGGAGACACUGUCUGGAUACAUGGAUGGCUCAAUCUGGAUUACAGAAGUUCGACUUGCGAUCCUUCCUGUGCUCAGAGAGUGAACAGCUGAUAUGGAAGAGUCAAGGACUGCCAUCAGACGACCUCUCUAUGGAGAAUGCACUGGUUAUACUACAGAUUAAUACACUCAAGUUACAGAGUGUUGCGUGUCCCUUCCUGAUCGACCCAUCGUCCCGAGCUACAGAGUGGUUACGCACACAUCUUAAAGAACAGAGACUAGAGGUUAUUAACCAGCAGGACAACCACUUCAUGACAUCAGUGGAACUGGCAGUAAGAUUUGGGAAAACACUAAUCAUCCAAGAGAUGGAUGGUGUCGAACCUGUGCUCUAUCCACUGCUGAGGAAAGACCUCAUAGCUCAGGGUCCAAGAUAUGUGGUGCAGAUAGGAGACAAAGUUAUUGAUUACAACGAGGACUUCCGUCUCUUCCUGGCAACACGAAAUCCCAGUCCCUUCAUUCCCCCUGAUGCCGCUUCAGUGGUCACAGAGGUCAACUUUACCACGACCAGAGCAGGCCUGCGAGGACAGCUGCUGGCCUUGACCAUCCAGCACGAAAAGCCAGAAUUAGAGACUGAGAAAACUAGGCUGCUGCAACAAGAGGAGGACAAGAAAAUACAGCUGGGCCAACUGGAAGAAUCUCUGUUAGAGACUUUGGCUUCAGCUCAAGGUAAUAUUCUCGAGAACAGGGAGCUGAUUGACAGCUUAAACCAAACCAAGGCGAGCAGUGCCCUCAUCCAGGAGUCGCUGGUGGAAUCACACAGGCUGCAGGCGUCUUUGGACCAGGAGAGGGAUGCCUUCCUGCCCUUUGCAGAGAGUGCCAGCAAGAUGUAUUUUGUUAUCACAGACCUGUCAAAGAUCAACAACAUGUACUGCUUCAGUCUUGCUUCUUUUUUGCGCCUCUUCCAAAGGGCUCUUCAGGCCAAGAAGGAAGACCUAAAUACGGAAGCCAGGAUUGCUGCUUUGGAGAACAACUUGAAGAUUAUGGUGUAUGAAUAUGUCUGCCGGUCACUUUUCAAGGCUGACCAGCUGAUGUUUGCAAUGUAUUUUGUGAAGGGCAUGUACUCAGAACUCUUCCAGGAGAAUGAAUGGGAAGUUUUAAUUGGAUCCAUCGUUGGAGAAAUGUUUAAAAAAGAGGAGUUUCCUUCUUGGAUUGAUCAGGAGAGGCAUGGAGCAGUGGCCAUUUUGAAAACUACUUUCCCAGCUCUCUACCAGACUCUGUGUUUGAGCGACUUAGACCUUUGGCUGUCCUUCUUGCAAAGCUCGCAGUGUGAACAGGAAAUCCCAUCUUCCAUCACCAGAAAGAUUAGUCUCUUCCAGCAGCUGCUGUUGGUUCAGGCAGUAAGACCCGACCGUCUGCAGAGCGCCAUGACUGCCUUUGCCUCUCAGGCUCUUGGUAUGAAAGAGCUUUCCCCUCCUCCUCUGAAUUUGCGACGUCUCUACAUUGAGACUAUGGAGUGGGAGCCGGUUUUAAUCAUCAUCUCUCCAGGGGCAGACCCAUCCCAGGAGCUUGCAGAACUAGCAGCAGAAACUAUUGGCAGGGACAAUUACCAUGAGAUCUCCAUGGGUCAGGGACAGGCUGAUGUGGCCCUGGCCACACUUAGAAAAUGUUCUCUGGAUGGAGACUGGCUUUGCUUGAAAAAUCUUCACCUUGUCACUGCCUGGCUGCCCCUCCUGGAAAAAGAACUAAAUGUGCUGCAUCCCAAAGCAAGCUUCCGUCUUUGGCUGACAGCAGAAGUCCACCCAAGAUUUCCCCCAAUAUUGCUGCAGGCCAGCCUUAAGAUCACGUAUGAGGCUCCCCCGGGUUUGAAGAAGAAUCUGCUGAGAACGUAUGAGUCCUGGACUCCAGAGCAGAUCAGUAAAGGAGGCAAUCUGGCCAGAGCCCAAUCUCUUUUCUGCCUGGCUUGGUUCCAUGCUGUCUGUCAGGAGAGACGGAAGUACAUCCCCCAGGGUUGGACAAAGUUCUACGAGUUUUCCUUAUCUGACCUCCGUGCUGGCUUUGAGAUCAUCGACAGGCUCUUUGAAGGUGGUAAAAUUUUCCAAUGGGACUUUGUCCAUGGACUGUUGGAGUGCGCCAUCUAUGGUGGACGAAUAGACAACCCCUCUGACCUCCGCAUCUUGAGCUCUUACCUCGAGCAGUUCUUCUCUGCAAGACUUCUUUCGUCCUCCCUCUCUGGUGGACAAAGGAGGAGUAAAGGAGGGGGACGCAUUUUUCCAUCUCAGAUCAGCCUCCCAAACUCCUGCUCCAUCAUGGACUACCGUAGUGUGGUGGAGAACCUCCCAGAGGAUGACAAGCCUGCGUUCUUUGGUCUGCCUGCCAACAUAGAGAGAUCCUCACAGAGAAUCAUCAGCUCCCAGGUAAUUUCACAAUUGCGUGUCCUCAGCCGCUCCGUGGCAACAGGCUCCAGAUUUGACCGGGAGCUGUGGUCAAAUGGACUUUCACCUGUUCUCAACUUAUGGAAGAAACUUAACCAGGGUUCUUCGCUGAUCCAUCAGAAGGUUGAGGCACCUACAGAAGGUCAGAAGUCACCGAUCCUAUCAUUCAUUGCUCUGGAGCAGUUUAAUGCAAUCCGCCUGGUCCAGAAUAUUCACCAGUCUUUGGCCGCUCUGAGCAAAGUCAUCAGAGGGACCCAACUGUUAACCCCCGACGUCCAGAAACUGGCCACUGCCCUGCUAAAUCAAGAGUGUCCUGUAACAUGGCAGAAUAAAUGGGAAGGACCAGAGGAGCCGAUGCAGUACCUCAGAGCCGUUGUAGCACGGGCUUUAGCCAUACAGAGUUGGAUUGAACGUGCCAACAGGCAGGCUCUGCUCUCUGACAUUCUUGAUUUAUCAGAGCUGUUUCAUCCUGAUACCUUCCUGAACGCCCUGAGACAAGAAACGGCCAGAUCCAUAGGCUGUUCCAUGGAUAGUUUGGUGUUUCUCUCAUCCUGGAGGAGUCCGGUUGCUCAGGCCAAGAUACAAGUUAAGGUUGGUGGCCUCCAGCUGGAGGGGUGCCGUUUUGACGGGGUCCAUUUAAGUGAGAACCAACAUGAUUCUCCCAGCGUCUCAGCUGUCCCAGCCUGCCACAUGGCCUGGGCUCCACAGAGUUCUACAGCUGACUCCACUGAUUCAGAGGAGAGCAUCUGGCUGCCACUGUACACCAGCUCAGAGAGAGUGAAGUUGGUCACUCACGUCUCCCUGCCCUGUGGAGCAAACCCCAACCAGUGGAUACAGGCCGGAGCUGCUCUUUUUCUUAAACAACAGUGAAAGGAUGACUUUUUCAUGAUGAGGUCCAGCACACAAAGAUAGAGCUGGAUCUGAUGUGAGCACAAUGAGCAUUAGUUAAAGA
This is a messenger RNA of Girardinichthys multiradiatus, 13157 nucleotides long. It is a transcript of the gene dync2h1, whose product is annotated as cytoplasmic dynein 2 heavy chain 1. Gene Ontology annotation, biological process: microtubule-based movement. Lineage: Eukaryota; Metazoa; Chordata; Actinopteri; Cyprinodontiformes; Goodeidae. Gene Ontology annotation, cellular component: dynein complex. Gene Ontology annotation, molecular function: ATP binding; minus-end-directed microtubule motor activity; dynein light intermediate chain binding. The record is from RefSeq and is a predicted model, not a curated record. Bases 140 to 13075 code for a protein of 4311 amino acids. The transcript has 97 exons.